UGGGGAUUAGUGAGCACCUGAGUCAGAGCGCCAGAUCUCCAGAUCUCCAGCCGCUACAAUCCACAAAACCUUCCUAAAAGUUUGGCCAUUUCACAGGAAGGUAUUACGGGUUGAGGUUAAUAGUCAGGUCACUAGAUGCUGUCUACCGACAUGGUUUCAUCAUUGGUGCUCGGCGUCGUGUGCGGGCUGUCUGUAGUCGCUGUCGGCAUCGUGGUCGUCGUUCUCUAUAUCCUCUACCGGAAACGACAUCGCGCCAGUGCGUGCCUGAACAUCAAGAGCGGAUACGAGGCUGUGGGAGACUGCAAACCGUCGCUCAUGUCGAUAUCUUCGUCAUCUCAGGAGGUGUCUAUAUCAAAAGAAAGUAGGACAGUCCAGCCGAGAUCGUCAUCCAUGUCGACUACAUCACACGGGAGCAUGCGCAGUGACCUGAUUACGGAUGACACUAGUAGUAUCAGUGCGCGCAGUGAGGCGAGCGUUGACAGUCUGGUGUUCGAGGCCAACUUCGGGGCUAUCCGGCCGGACCUAUACCCGCGGAAGGAUAUCGUGCUGCAGCAGGCGUCACUGGACACGGGUCACGGUCGACUGCACACGAGACUCAAGUACGACUUCCGCACGUCCGACGUGGUCGUUCACCUCAUAGAAGCGCAAGACCUUCCACCAUCGGAGUUGUUAGGCGGCUUCAACGACCCGUAUAUCCGGAUUUCCAUGGUGCCUGCCGUGGACGAGCGUAUUCGGCAGUCGUCGGUGAAGAGACGGACUUCUAACCCCUACUAUAACGAGUAUUUCAAGUUCCCUGUGGCCUUCGAUGACGUCAAGGAUAAGCUGCUAACGUUCCAUUUAUAUGACUAUGACAAGUUUUCCCGCCACAAUCUGAUAGGUCAGGUGGAGAUUGACCUCGGUAAAAUUGAAAUCAGCAACAGUGUGGAAAUGUGGUGUGAUAUACAGAAACAUCAACAGCCUGUCGGAGUCCUGGGCGAGCUGCUAAUCUCCCUGAGUUAUCUCCCCACCGCAGAGCGCCUCACAGUGGUCGUGAUGAAGGCGAAGGACUUGAAAGUGUCCACAACGACGACGUCGGCUGAUCCCUACGUGCGAGUCUCGUUGCUAAUUGAAGGCAAGAAGGUGAAACGCAAGAAGACUUCUGUCCGCCGAGGGUCCGUCACUCCUGUCUGGAACGAGGCUCUCGCAUUCAACGUGCCCGCGGAGUUAUUCCCCAAAGUUGAAAUCGAGGUCAGUGUGAUGGAUCACGAUUUGAUUGGUCACGGCGAAAUCAUAGGACGCUGUCUGAUUGGUCCGAAUCGCGCGGGAAUUGAGAAGAGUCACUGGAAUGACAUGAUUCAGAAUCAGAGAAAGUCGAUCGCGUUGUGGCAUCAUCUGCGACGUUAACGACUUCACGAUUUGUGACAUUAACUGUGACAUUACAAGACGUCAAAAGUCUGGACAUAAACCGUGGACAUUUCUUUCGGAAUUGUGAUGUUGAACAGUCGAAACAGUGACGUCUUUGUGACAAGGUGGCGAGCAGAUGUGGCUUUGAGGAAGAUUUUUUUAUGCUCGAUGGAAGUAGAUAAUGGGAGCAUGUGGAGACUUUAAUUUGCUGUCAGAUGAAUAUGUUAAAUGUUCGAGUCAGAAAACGUUUUCGCGGAACGUAGUUUACUAACAAUGUGCUGUAUUAUCUGGCACUGAAACUUGAAACGUUUGUCAAGUUAGGUCAAUGAAGACCUGGACAUGUCACAUGAUUGAGACACACAUUUUAAUUGGACAAGAGAACUAAUUUUAGCUGACCCUAUUUGACUCGGUGUAGGUAAGACACUGGUUUUAACUGGAUGGCAGAUAUUACCUGGUUUUGGGGAACCUAUGUUUUCGAUCACAUUCAGACAACAAUCUGCUCUAUUUUCUCAAAACCAAAGCUUAAUAGCUUAUUUCUAAGAUUUGGAAACAUCGGAUUGCUGACAAUAAUUCUAGCUGGCUGUCAGAUGAUACUAGUUUUAUGUGUGAUUAGAAUUACGAGAUGUCUUGUUGUUGUUGUCACUGGAUGACCAUAUACAUCGUGUUUGUUGGGAGUCAAUACAUCACGUUACGUUCAGCAAAAUGGGCAUGGACAUUUGGUUCUGAAUUACGUCUAAGUCGAUACUUGGUGACGUCAGACGUUGAGGCAGAACGUUUGGUCAGCUGGCAGAAAGACGCUAACUUUGUGAUGCAUAUGUUACAGAUGGAACCGAAUGAUUCCAACUAGAUGUUGGAUUUCUCUAGUCGAUCUUCGCACUGGGAAGCUACUGAAGAAAGCGUUUCUACGCCGUCAGUCGAAAAGUGUGGACCAACGUUACUGACAUUGAUCGCUGGAUACAACCUGCGUCUAGGUUCACCGAGUUACGAAUGUUGCGAAAACUGCGGACAAAUCAUUCGUCAAACGUUCUUCUGAACAUUACUCGACAAUAGUGUGAUUGGCAGACAAACGUUUCAAACAAGUUUUUGUUGACGGUUUUGAAACUGCAACCAGCGCAUCACGAUACGUAGAAAAACAUGUUAAAUAAGCGGUUUUCAUCUCGAACUGAAACAAACAUUUAUAUAUUUAUUUUCUGUGGCCUUGUAGCUACCUUUAAUGUUUCCACGAUCUGUUUGCAUGGUUGUUACCCGUCUGCUUGGGUAUAUCCAAUGUAUUUUAAUGCCAAAUCAUUCUUGCAAAAAAAGUAUUACUAAACGUAUUAUAGCAUAUCAAGAAAUACGGUAAGCGAACAAUACAAAAUGAACAAACAAUAUUUACACCAUUUCUUUCAUCAGUAACACAAAAAUUACUUUCAGGUUUUUUUCAUGUUCGAAAUGUCUUUAAAAAUAUUUAAACAUUUGUUCGUGUAUUUAACAAACACAAAGACUACAUAUUUGUUAUUGCCUUGAAAUGUGUUAUAAAUGGUGAAAAAUAGCGAUUGUUCACGAUUACAUUAUUUGUUACUUUGUAAACUUUGUAAGCAUAUAUGUUUCUGGUUGACUUAGUUUUUGUGGCGAUCAGAAAUGUGUUUUUAUUCCAAACAGAAGAGGUACAUAUUAAGACCAUCAUUGUGUUUUAAAUUCCUCUGUUGUAAUAAAACUGAACCCCCCCCCCAAAAAAAACCCCCACAAAAAAACCCCCCAAAAAACCCACACCUUCACAAUCAUUGCACUAGACACUACAGUAACACCAUGCUACAAGCAAUAGACAGUUAUUAUAGUAAACAGAACCGAAUAUAUAACACAACUCUUCCUUUCAAGUGCCUGAUAUUUACCAGCAGGAGUAACAAAUGUGCACCCACACCCAGUGUGACAUACUAGUAAAUUAGAAAGUGUGUGCUGUCUUUGGGCUUAACCGUCACUCACUCGAGGUUAGUAAACGAAUAUUUGAAGAAUUUUAACACGGAAAUACCGAAACAAACAAGCAUUAUUAUCUUCUGUGUAUAUCUGUUAACGUAUCAACUGAUAAACUCUAUUAUCCUCUGUGUAGAUCUGUUAACGUAUCAACUGAUAAACUAUUAUCCUCUGUGUAAAUCUGUUAACGUAUCAACUGAUAAAUAUUAUUAUCCUCUGUGUAGAUCUGUUAACGUAUCAACUGAUAAACUUUACUAUCCUCUGUGUAGUUCUGUUAACGUAUCAACUGAUAAACUCUACUAUCUUCUGUGUAGAUCUGUUAACGUAUCAACUGAUAUACGUUAUUAUCCUCUGUGUAGAUCUGUUAACGUAUUAACUGAUAGACGUUAUUAUCCUCUGUGUAGAUCCGUUUACGUAUCAACUGAUAGACGUUAUUAUCUUCUGUGUAGAUCUGUUUACGUAUCAACUGAUAAACUCUAUUAUCCUCUGUGUAGAUCUGUUUACGUGUCCACUGAUAAACUCUAUUAUCCUCUGUGUAUAUCUGUUAACGUGUCCACUGAUACACUCUAUUAUCCUCUGUGUAGAUCUGUUAACGUGUCCACUGAUAAACGUUAUUAUUCUCUGUGUAGAUCUGUUAACGUAUCCACUGAUAAACGUUAUUAUCCUCUGUGUAGAUCUGUUAACGUAUCCACUGAUAAACGUUAUUAUUUUCUGUGUAGAUCUGUUAACGUAUCAACUGAUAAACAUUAUUGUAUACUAUUCAGAGCAAAAUACAUGAGAUUACAUUUAUUAAUAUAUGUAUUAUCAGUCAUAUUCGGAACUACCUGUCUGUAUGUCUGUCUGUCUGUCUCUCUCUCUCUCUCUCUCUCUCUCUCUCUCUCUCUCUCUCUCUCUCUCUCUCUCUCUCUCUCUCUCUCUCUCUCUCUCUCUCUCUCUCUCUCUCUCUCUCUCUCUCUCUCUCUCUCUCUCUCUCUCUCUCUCUCUCUCUCUCUCUCUCCCCAACCCUAACCAUUCACUUUCUGUAAUAUCUCUGUUUCACACUGUCUAUUUCUGUUUCUAGGUCUACCUGCUUCAGUCUGUCUGUUUCUCUGCCGUUCCGUCCAACCCACUCUCUCUUUCGUGUUUUGUGUUCAUUCAAUGCACUUGUGACCAUCAUUUUGAUGUUUAUGAUCAAUAUUUUGUGUAUUUUGACAUCAUUAUGUAGUCGAUUUGUAUCCUUUCGACUGCAUACAGAACAAACAUACAUGUACACAAUGUGAAUUCAUUCUGGCAUAAACUCGAUAAAACGUGUGCCCAUGAAUUUAUACUAAACUGACAUCAACUCUUUGUUUAGCAUUUACUUCUUACAGUAACUGCCAGGGCCCAUGUUUUCGAAGCUAUCUUACCGCAACGAUUUCGAAAAACUAUCGUAGGCUAUGACGUCACUAUGACGUGUGAUGUAGUGACGACGUCUUAGCCUUCGAUGGUUUUACGAUAUCGUAGCUCUAAGAUAGCUUCGAAAAUAUCUAACCUGUUUUUCCCCAUAGGAAUGUCUGUAAAAAUGGCAACACACUUGUACAGUACAUCAAAGUAGGUGGCCAUACCAAGUUUUAGCAAAACAACCGAAUUUAUUAAAACUGUAGUUGGGUCGGUGUGUUAGAUUGACAAACGCUGUAAUAUGUUGAGAGGGUGGGGUGGGUCGGUGUGUUAGAUUGACAGACGCUUUGAAAUGUUUAGAGGGUGGGUGUGUCUGUAUGUUAGAUUGACAGAUGAUGUAAUAUGUUGGGAGGGUGGGUGGGUCUGUAUGUUAGAUUGACAGAUGAUGUAAAAUGUUGAGAGGGUGGGUGUGUCUGUAUGUUAGAUUGACAAACGCUGUCAUAUGUUGGGAGGGUGUGUGUCUCUGUAUGUUAGAUUGACAGAUGAUGUAAUAUGUUGGGAGGGUGGGUGUGUCUGUAUGUUAGAUUGACAGAUGAUGUAAUAUGUUGGGAGGGUGGGUGGGUCUGUAUGUUAGAUUGACAGAUGAUGUAAAAUGUUGAGAGGGUGGGUGGGUCUGUAUGUUAGAUUGACAGACGCUGUAAUAUGUUGAGAGGGUGGGUGGGUCUGUAUGUUAGAUUGACAGACGCUGUAAUAUGUUGAGAGGGUGGGUGUGUCUGUUAGAUUGACAGACGCUGUAAUAUGUUGAGAGGGUGGGGUGGGUUUCUAUGUUAGAUUGACAGAUGAUGUAAUAUGUUGAGAGGGUGGGGUGGGUGUGUAUGUUAGAUUGACAGAUGAUGUUAUAUGUUGAGAGGGUGGGUGGGGCUCUAUGUUAGAUUGACAGAUGAUAUAAUAUGUUGAGCGGGUGGGUGGGUCUGUAUAUUAGAUUGACAGAUGAUGUUAUAUGUUGAGAGGGUGGGUGGGGCUCUAUGUUAGAUUGACAGAUGAUGUAAUAUGUUGAGAGGAUGGGUGGGUCUGUAUGUUAGAUUGACAGAUGAUGUAAU
Molecule: messenger RNA, 5789 nt
Organism: Gigantopelta aegis
Lineage: Eukaryota; Metazoa; Mollusca; Gastropoda; Neomphalida; Peltospiridae
Product: synaptotagmin-6-like
Exons: 7
Coding region: 136-1383 (415 amino acids)
Biological process (GO): regulation of dopamine secretion; cellular response to calcium ion; regulation of calcium ion-dependent exocytosis
Cellular component (GO): membrane
Molecular function (GO): calcium ion binding; clathrin binding; calcium-dependent phospholipid binding
Source: RefSeq, a predicted model, not a curated record